Alnus glutinosa is the source of this 3260-nucleotide messenger RNA. Its product is annotated as ABC transporter A family member 7-like. Gene Ontology annotation, molecular function: lipid carrier activity; ATP hydrolysis activity; ATP binding. Bases 184 to 3021 code for a protein of 945 amino acids. Gene Ontology annotation, biological process: transmembrane transport; lipid transport. Gene Ontology annotation, cellular component: membrane; intracellular membrane-bounded organelle. The transcript has 18 exons. Lineage: Eukaryota; Viridiplantae; Streptophyta; Magnoliopsida; Fagales; Betulaceae. The record is from RefSeq and is a predicted model, not a curated record.
GCUUCAAAUUCCGAAGAGUUUAAACGCUCAAAGUUCAGGAGCAGAGCAAAAGAGAGAAAGCCGACAAUCUCAAAGAGCUUCAAAUCAAUCUUUAGCGGGGAUUUUGAAUUCCUUUACACGAGAGGGAGGUUUUUGUAACGGUCGAAUUUCUCUGUGGGGUGAAAGUCCUUUGCUUCGGCUUCAAUGGCGGACCCAUCACCUGGUCCUGCCAGCUUCUGGACCCAGGCUAAUGCUCUGCUCAGAAAGAACGUCACCUACCAGAGACGAAAUAUGAAGACAAAUAUUCGGCUGAUCGCUUUCCCUUUUAUCCUUUGUUUAUUGCUUGUUCUCCUUCAAGCACUUGUUAAUAGUCUUCUGGAUAAGCCUUCAAAUAAUUGUGGCUGUGCUUGUAUCAAUACAACGGGAGAUGGAAAGUGUGUGGAAGUUUGUGGGUUAGAAUACUCAGAUUUGGACCAAGCAGGAACUUGUCAAAUUCCUAACCCUCCAGAAUGGCCUCCUCUGUUACAAAUACCAGCUCCUGAAUAUCGUGCGGUGACAACUGAUUUUGUUCCAUUUACAGACUUGCCAAAUGAGUCAUGCAGGAGUUCAGGGUCCUGUCCGGCAACUUUCCUUUUCACUGGGAAUAAUCAGUCUCUUGGAGAAAUUUUGGCUGGAAAUAUGAUCACGAGUUCUUUCACUCUGAAUGCCUCUGACGUAGUUGAUACUUUAGCCACUAAUGUUGCGGGCUCGGCUUCAUAUCCUCAGACAACCAAUUUUCUUGAUCCUACUUUUGUUUCGGGUGAACCCGUCUAUAAUGUGCAAAGCCAGUGCCCAUCAAAUUCUACAUUUUCUGUUUCCUUUAAGCAGUCAUCCAUUGAGCUGCAACAAGUGGUCAGUUGCGUCCAAGGUUUACAUUUGUGGCGCAAUAGCUCUUCCGAGAUUAAUGAUGAGCUAUAUAAAGGUUACCGAAAAGGGAAUUUGGAGAGCAAGAUUAAUGAAAUCAUUGCAGCUUAUGAUUUCUUAAACUCGAAUGGCAAUAGUUUUAAUGUGAACAUAUGGUACAAUUCAACCUAUAAGAAUGACACAGGCCAAACAGCAAUUGCAUUGGCGCGCGUUCCACGUUCGGUGAAUCUGGCAUCGAAUGCCUACCUUCAGUUUUUGCAAGGGCCUGGUACAAAAAUGAUAUUUGAGUUUGUCAAAGAAAUGCCCAAACCUGAAACAAAAGUCCGGCUGGAUUUGUCCUCUCUUCUUGGUACACUCUUCUUUACAUGGGUCAUUCUACAGCUAUUCCCUGUCAUUUUGACAUCAUUGGUUUAUGAGAAACAACAGAAAUUGAGAAUAAUGAUGAAAAUGCAUGGGCUUGGUGAUGGGCCAUACUGGAUGAUUUCCUAUGCUUAUUUUCUUCUCUUAUCUUUUAUCUACAUGCUAUGUUUUGUGAUAUUUGGGUCAGUCAUAGGUUUAAAAUUCUUCACAAUGAAUGACUACAGCAUCCAAUUUGUGUUUUAUUUCAUCUAUAUAAACUUGCAAAUUUCGCUGGCCUUUCUUGUGGCUGCAAUGUUUUCAAAUAUCAAAACUGCGGCAGUUAUUGGCUACAUAUGCGUCUUUGGAACUGGGCUUUUAGGAGGCUUUCUUUUCCAAUUCUUUGUUCAAGAUACAUCGUUCCCGAGAGGGUGGAUCAUUGUGAUGGAGUUAUAUCCUGGCUUCUCUCUAUAUCGUGGGUUAUAUGAGUUUGCACAAGCUUCCUUCACAGGAAACUCUUUGGGAACUCAUGGAAUGCGGUGGGGAGACUUGAGUAAUAGCAUGAAUGGGAUGAAAGAGGUCUUGAUUAUCAUGUUUGUUGAGUGGUUGGUGGUGCUUUUUGUUGCAUAUUAUAUAGAUCGAGUUGUGACAUCAGGAAGUAAAGGUCCUCUAUUUUUCUUGCAAAACUUUCGAAAGAAACCUCCAUCUUUUCGGAAGCCUAGUUUGCAACGGCAGGAAUCUAAGGUUUUUGUUCAGAUGGAUAAACCCGAUGUCAGUCAAGAGAGGGAGAAGGUCGACCAGCUACUAGUUGAACCAAACUCAAGUCAUGCCAUCAUCGUUGACAACCUCAAAAAAGUGUAUCCAGGAAGGGAUGGAAAUCCGGCGAAAUUUGCAGUUAGAGGUUUAUCUCUUGCCUUGCCUCGAGGGGAGUGCUUUGGUAUGCUUGGCCCCAACGGUGCUGGCAAGACUACUUUUAUUAGUAUGAUGAUCGGUCUUACAAAGCCAACCUCUGGCACAGCAUAUGUUGACGGACUGGAUAUACAGACUCAUAUGGAGGGAAUAUAUACCAGUAUGGGUGUAUGUCCACAACAUGACCUGCUCUGGGAAACUUUGACAGGAAGGGAGCACUUACUAUUUUAUGGUAGACUGAAGAACCUCAAAGGUUCUGCCUUAACACAAGCAGUGGAAGAAUCUCUAAGGAAUGUCAACCUUUUUAACGGAGGGGUUGCUGACAAACAAGCUGGAAAAUAUAGUGGAGGUAUGAAGAGGAGGCUUAGUGUUGCGAUUUCAUUGAUUGGUGAUCCCAAAGUUGUUUAUAUGGAUGAGCCAAGCACUGGAUUAGAUCCAGCUUCAAGAAACAAUUUAUGGAAUGUUGUGAAGCGUGCAAAGCAAGAUCGGGCAAUCAUUCUCACCACACAUUCCAUGGAAGAGGCAGAGGUCUUGUGUGAUCGAUUAGGAAUAUUUGUAGAUGGCAGCUUGCAGUGCAUUGGAAAUCCUAAAGAGCUUAAAGGUAGAUAUGGAGGAUCUUACGUGUUUACGAUGACUACAUCUUCGGAUCAUGAGGAAGAUGUGGAGAAGAUGGUGCGGCAUCUCUCUCCAAAUGCUAACAAGAUAUACCACUUAUCUGGAACCCAAAAGUUUGAGCUGCCUAAACAUGAGAUCAGAAUUGCUGAUGUAUUCCAUGCAGUCGAGAAUGCAAAAAGCAGGUUCACGGUUUUUGCAUGGGGUCUGGCUGACACCACAUUGGAGGAUGUUUUCAUCAAGGUUGCCCGUGGGGCACAGGCAUUCAACGUGUUUUCAUGACCGUCUGAUUUGUUCAUCGAUAAUUGCAUGUUACUUGGAUCUCUGAAUUGGUAUUGAUAGUAGACUUCCUCUCUAGAUUGGCAUGCAGUUGAUCGAAUCUGAUCAUGUUGUUGUUACCAUACAAUGGUGUAUUUGUUCUUCUAUUUUCCUUUUCUCUUGGGGAACUUGGCUUAGAUAUUUGUAUACAUACCUUUUAAUUUAUAGAAAGUAAUAGAAAUCUUAUCAUUUUUAAAGUCAAA